CCAACUAGUACUCACUCACCUAUCAAAACUAAUUAUUUUCCAAGACCGAUUUAACCCCAAAAACAUGCCUAUUUACAGAAUUACUAUCGGAACUCCCACUGAGGCCAGCCACCCUGAUACACUCAAAGCCGGCUUAGCCGAAUUCAUUUCGAUCCUCGUUUUUGUAUUCGCUGGUCAAGGGUCCGGCAUGGCUUACAGUAAAUUGACUUAUGGUGCACCAAACACACCGGAAGGACUAGUGGCAGCGGCACUAGGCCAUGCAUUCGCCUUGUUUGUGGCGGUGUCGAUUAGCGCAAACAUAUCCGGUGGUCACGUUAAUCCGGCUGUCACAUUCGCCUCGUUCGUAGGUGGCAAUAUAUCAUUUUUUAGUGCCGUUGUGUACUGGAUCGGUCAAUUAGCGGGGUCCAUUGUUGCGUGUUUGCUCCUCCAGUACGCCACUGGCGGGAUGGAAACUACCGCGUUUGGGUUAUCGACGGAUGUUUCAACCAGAAACGCACUUGUAUUCGAGAUCGUGAUGACGUUUGGCUUAGUUUACACAGUGUACGCCACGGCAGUGGAUCCAAAGAAGGGUAAUAUCGGAAUCGUUGCACCUUUGGCGAUUGGUUUGAUUGUGGGUGCCAACAUUUUAGCUGGUGGUGCGUUUGAUGGUGCAUCGAUGAACCCAGCGGUCUGCUUCGGUCCAGCCGUGGUGAGCUGGACAUGGAACCAUCACUGGGUCUAUUGGGUUGGUCCGUUUGUUGGUGCAACCAUUGCAACCCUUAUAUAUGACAAUAUCUUCAUAGGUGAACCGGAUCAGAUACCUGUGACGGAUUAUUGAUCAUUUGUUUUCAAAGUUUAAUAUUUUGAUUAUGAAGGAGAACAUGUAGUGAAAUUGAUUUUGCCUAUUUUGGAGAUUAGGUUGAGGUUUUACAAUUGGUUUUAGAGGAUUAAAGAACAUAUCUU
Molecule: messenger RNA, 942 nt
Organism: Helianthus annuus (common sunflower)
Lineage: Eukaryota; Viridiplantae; Streptophyta; Magnoliopsida; Asterales; Asteraceae
Product: probable aquaporin TIP1-2
Exons: 3
Coding region: 65-817 (250 amino acids)
Biological process (GO): water transport; transmembrane transport
Cellular component (GO): membrane
Molecular function (GO): water channel activity
Source: RefSeq, a predicted model, not a curated record